AUGGGGAAACCAAUUAUUGCCAUCGCCGGGCUCGGAUGUGAAAAUUCCACCUUCACGCCGUCUCGCACAAAAGUCCCUGCUUUCCACCCGAAACGAGGCGACGAGAUCUUCGACUUCAAGCAUAACCAGUUUCUCAAGAAAGGCACGAAAUUGGGAGAUGCGGCCGAAUGGAUCGGAACGCUCACUGGCCACGCGAUGCCAGGUGGAAGAGUAACGACUGAGGCAUUCGAAGAAUUAGCCGGAGAGAUUGUAUCCAGAUUAGCCGAUAUCACCAAGUCUUCAAAGCUUGACGGAUUGUGGUACGACAUCCACGGAGCAAUGUUCGUCGACGGCCUCGAAGACGCCGAGGCCGAAUUGCUACGACGAAUUCGAGCUGUCAUCGGACCUGAUGUCGUGGUAUCGGCCUCAAUGGAUCUGCACGGGAACGUGUCACGAGAGCUGGCUCAUCAGACCGAUCUUAUCACUUGCUAUCGGACAGCGCCACAUGUAGAUGUGCUGGAGACUAGGCAGCGCGCAUGUCGGAAUCUCGUUAACGUUUUGGGUCAAUCCUCUGGCGGACAGAAGCCAACUCUACCGAUCAAAGCGUGGAUACCUUUGCCUAUACUCUUGCCUGGCGAGCAAACGUCGACUCGAGAUGAGCCAGCAAGUCACAUCUAUGCGGCUGUACCUGAAGUGGAAGCUAUGGACGGUCUAAUUGACUCUGCGAUAUGGGUCGGCUAUGCGUGGGGAGAUGAGCGCCGAAAUCGUGCCAUUGUCAUGGCCACUGGCACAAACGAGGCUGCUGUCUGUCAAGGCGCCGAAAAGCUUGCUGAAUUGUUUUGGGAGUCUCAUGCCGACUUCAAGUUUGUCGCUCCUACAGGCACAUUCGAUGAAUGCUUUGAUGCUGCUGUGGCAUCCAAAGCUAGACCCUACUACAUCUCGGACUCAGGCGACAAUCCAACAGCUGGAGGUUCUGGAGAUGUUACUUGGAUUUUGAGUCAGAUCUUGAACCGAGAAGAGGUCAGGAAGGGUCUUGAUGGUCCACGUAUCAUCUAUGCCAGCAUACCGGGCCCUGAAGCCGUCCAGAUUGCAACCGAGGCAGGUGUUGGCGCUCAAGUCUCUGUCAUUGCGGGUGCAGAGGUUGACAAUCUGCAUUCUGGGCCUAUCAAGCUGACUGGGCGUGUCCAUGCUAUUCGCCAUGGAGACAUUCACGCAGUUACGGAAGUAGUUCUCCAAGUCGGCAAUGUCUUCGUGAUACUCACCAAAUUGCGUAAGCCGUAUCAUCUGGAGCGGGACUUCAAGCAGCUGAAUCUGGACGCAAGAAAUGGUGCCGACAUCGUCGUUGUCAAAAUCGGAUAUCUUGAGCCGGAGCUAUUCGACAUGGCGAAUGACUGGAUGCUCGCUCUCACGCCAGGUGGAGUUGAUCAAGAUCUUGAGCGACUCGGACAUCACUUGAUCCGUCGACCGAUAUGGCCCUUCGACAAGCAUUUUGAAACUCCUCCAAACUUGAAGGCAAGGAUCAUUGCUCCAUCCCACGAACCGCUCACCGGACCAGACGAAUGA
This is a messenger RNA of Zasmidium cellare ATCC 36951, 1542 nucleotides long. RefSeq lists its product as uncharacterized. The record is from RefSeq and is a predicted model, not a curated record. The transcript has a single exon. The coding region runs from base 1 to 1542 and encodes 513 amino acids. Lineage: Eukaryota; Fungi; Ascomycota; Dothideomycetes; Mycosphaerellales; Mycosphaerellaceae.